Molecule: messenger RNA, 237 nt
Organism: Clunio marinus
Lineage: Eukaryota; Metazoa; Arthropoda; Insecta; Diptera; Chironomidae
Source: the annotation of a GenBank genome assembly
AUGAUAUCUGAUCUCCUUAUUUUGAGGUGUGUUGGGGCAUCGAAGGUGAAAUUAUUUUUCAUUUUGUUCACUGAGCCGUUGCUGAGUGCUGAGAGUUUCAUAUUUGUUAGGCUAUUAGGCUUGAAUUUUAGAAAUGCUUUCGUUUCACUGUUCCUUGAACGUAUUUCUGAUUUUCUUGAAUAUCUUAGUUUUGAGCACAUUCUAACCAUUCAAUCAUUUGGACAAUGGGCUUGGUAA